AUGUUGUAUUCUAGUUUGAUCUUGAUUUUUAUCCAAUAUUUUUAUAUUUUCGAACAAUGCCAUGGCCAUGGUUAUUUAGCUGAUCCACCGGCACGUAGUUCAGCAUGGUUAUUUGAUGCUGAUUUUGCAACAUGUUGUCAAUAUUACAAUCAUGCGCAAAUGUCUUGUGGUGGAGCUUAUUAUCAAUGGGCUGUUCAAGGAGGAAAAUGUUCAAUUUGUGGUGAAGCUCACGAUAUCAAACCCCGUUUACUUGGUAGAGGUGAUGCUAUGUAUUUAGGUAAAAUUGUUCGUACAUAUAUUGAAGGUUCAUUUAUUCCUGUUACAGUUGUUUUAACAGCAAAUCAUAGAGGAGUAUUUGAAUUUCGUUUAUGCAAUAUUGAAAAAAACAAUCUAAAUGAAGAUGCGACACAAAGUUGUCUUGAUUUAAACCUAUUAAAUAUAGUACAUGGUUCAACAAAAUACUUUGUUGAACCUACAUUUACUACAAUACAUGUUAAUGUAUCUUUACCAGCUAGUCUAACAUGUAAUCAUUGUGUAUUUCAAUGGAAAUAUAUUACUGGUAAUAGUUGGGGAGUAGCAAAUGGAAAAGCUUGUGUUG
Messenger RNA from Adineta steineri, 598 nucleotides. The record is from the annotation of a GenBank genome assembly. Lineage: Eukaryota; Metazoa; Rotifera; Eurotatoria; Adinetida; Adinetidae.